Molecule: messenger RNA, 1011 nt
Organism: Vicia faba (fava bean)
Lineage: Eukaryota; Viridiplantae; Streptophyta; Magnoliopsida; Fabales; Fabaceae
Source: the annotation of a GenBank genome assembly
AUGAGCAUGAAGAUGAAAAUGGAGGACCAACAAAAUCUAAACCUAAUUCCUCCAACAGCAACCCUAGAAAUCGACAAAGACCUCACUCUCCUACCACGCAUCAAACUGAACCUCACCGUACACCCUUCAUCACCAUCAUCCUCCAUAACAACCCAAAUCGACGAAUGGAAAACGAAACAAUCCCUACUCGAUUUCCUCCAAACCUCACACUCUCUCCCCUUCCCUCUCCCCGAAGAAGAUCUUCAAUUCAAACGCUUCACCAAAGAUCUCAAAAAGCGAAAGCGCGAAGACCCUGUCGUUCACGGCACACUUCACAUCUGGGACCUCUCGUUUUUGAGCGACAAAACUGAAAACGGCGUUGUGGAAUGGAGGAACCGUUUUGUUCAGAAAUUGAACGGUGUUGAGUUGAAUCUGCAAGGGGUUAGGUUUAGGCUUCAGGUUGAGGUUCCCGAGUGUGACGAUUUUGAUGGGAUCAAGAAGAAUUGGGAACACUUUUAUGCUUUUAAGAAUGUCAAUCGGAGUUUCAGAGGUGAACCGGAUACGCUUGUGAUUACUGGUGUUCCGUCUCGGUGGUUCGCGGAGACUAGGGUUUCUUCUAAGCCUUCUAUGCUUGUUACUCAUACCAUUUUUUCCAAGUUUGGGAAGAUAAGGAAUCUUAACGUUGCCGAGGAUGAUUCAGGUAAGGAUGCAAAUGAAGACAGUGGAGACCUAGUUUCAGGGCUUUACUGCAAGAUUGUGGUUCAGUUUGAAAAAUAUAGAGACUUCCAUGAUGCAUUGAGAGUUCUCAGUGGCCGCUCUAUGCAAAAGCAAGGAUCAAGAUUAAAGGCUGAUUAUGUGGUUACUUGGGAUAAAGAUGAAUUUUUCCGUAAUUCAAGGAAUCAAACUCGAGAGAAAAACAACGUGCUAUCCACAACAGCAUCAGAUCAUUAUAGAAGUGAAGCUCCCCGGCGCCAGGUCUACAACACUCACCACAGUCCAGAUAAAGUUCGCUCAAGGAGAUUCAGGGAAUAA